AAAAAUAUUACAUAAAGGUUGAUUGAAUCACGCCACUUUCCUAAGUUAGAGUAAUUGAAUGCACAUGUGCUUGCUUUUUUAUAUUUUCCAGAAAUAUGUGCAACUAUUUUUGAUAGAGUUAUAAAGAAAAAAUAAAUUUUUUUUAACAACGUAUGCUGUUUUCGUACCCAUUAACCUAUCGCCAUUCAUAUAAUUGCACACAUUUCCAGCAAAACCUAAUUUUGGUGAUAUAGUAAUUAUAAUGACAUGUAUAAACUCGGUGUGACUGAUUAGUUUUUUUUACUUCAUAAUAUUUCCUCUUCAGAAUUGCUCGAAUCGUGUAAAAAGUGCGUGUAAAAGUGCAGUCACUCAAUCCGCUCUAUGAUCCAUGUAACAUGUAAUAAAAAAGGAUGAAUAAUUAUGCCAUUGUACGGCAAACUGGGUGAAAAAUCUAUACUCGAUCAAUAUUUACCCUCCAUGCAUUAAUCUUCGCUCUUCAUGUAUUAAUCUUUGGUCGCAUUCUUUCCACGUUGCUGUGUUCCAAUCCAAGCGAAAUACUUCCUAAUUGUUAUUAGAUAAACCUAUCACCUCUUAAUUAGCGCCUGCCACUCAUCCACCCACCAAUGGCGAAACAAUGCUUCAAAAUGACCCACUGUCAUCGGGGCAGAAAAUCGCCCCAGUUACGAUCUCAAAACUUUCCACAUCAUCAAUCUCCGUCAACGUGAAAUUCCCGGCUGAUGAUUUUCUCACGUUCAUCAGGGCGCAUCGAUACACGCGAAUGGUUCGAAAGAAAUCUCAGUCCUUUGCGUAGGGGAAACAGUCAUUACGAUCAGUCCGUUUCUGUCGUGCCGUCACUCUGCACUCUGUUCGAAAAGAUGCUUGUGACACUUAUAUUUCAACUGUGUGCGCUGCAGACAUACGCCAGCACGGAUGCCCCUCUUGGCUCCUCACUGGCGCUUUUGUGGUGCAUCGGUAACUGCAUCCUGUACGUGGGUGUGCUAACGUUCUGUAUCAUCGAGCGCAGAUGGUUGUUUGCCGAUGCACGCACCGGUACCGGCAUUAACUUUAUUCCCUUCAUCAAGACUUCCAUCACCAUCGUGACGCAUUUGGUGGUGCUACUGGAGGCGCUAAUAGCACGUGGCGUUUACCGUGCCCUAGACGUACGCGUAGCAUCGGUCGAUGGCGCACUGGGACAUUUGACGGAUAGGGCUGCUUCGAGAUUGGCCCGUGCUCGGACUCACUUCCGCAACAAACUGCUUCUCUUCUGUGCGUUCUGCUGCGCGAUCGAACUGGGAAUUCUGGCACUGGUUUACUCGGACCCCGUUCAGCUAGCGCUCUGGUGCCUCACCGUACCAUCGCUGGUUAUCAUUCGAUUGAAGCACCUUCACCACGCAUACCACAUUGACCGCCUAACCGCCCGGUUCGACAUCCUGCGGGAACAGCUGGAGUCUCUCGUCACCGAUGGGGUAUCCCCCGGGCGGCCCAAACCGACCGAGGCGACUGCUGUUCCCCCAAACGCCCAAACAUCUUUGAUCCGCUGGAAGAUGAACGGCCCUUCCCGACCGGCUGUCAUCGUGGACUCGUGGACGGGACUUUCGACGAUGAAAUCCCCGGUCAGCAUCGGUGCCACCUCCCAGGUGGAUCGUGUGCCUCUUCGGCGAAUGUUUGUGGCGAAAGGCACGUACCUAACGCUCUGGCACGCCUCGAAGGACCUGAACGGGUGCUGCGUCUACUCGCAGCUGGCCAAUCUGCUCCAGAACUUUAUCCAGUGCACGUGCGACCUGUACUCGCUGUACGCGCUGCUUUAUCUCAAUCAGCUCGACGAUAUUUUCGGUAAGUGGCCCAACCCACCUGGCUCACCAACCACCCCCUUGCUGACCUAUUGCACCUUUUGCUGGCUAAAAAUACAUUUCCCCCUUCGGUUGCACUGGGAGGCCAAACGGAAGGCUAUUGAUUUUUGUACCAUCAUAAAUUUUCACCCUUUCAUCCUGUUGGCGCUAGCGGUUAAAGCAAAAAAAAUGCUAAAGUGUAAAAUUUUUAUGAGCGAUAGAACAAAGAAAGCCGAAAAAAGGGGCAAGGCAGAUAGAACAGAACAUAAACCUCUUCUCACGUCUUUGGUUGCAGCGUACAUCCUCAGCAUCGUGGCCACCUUUACCGCGCUCGGUGUUGUGCUGGCGGCGUGUGAAAACUGCAAGAACCAGGUAAGCACCUGGCCAGGUCAUCCAGUUAGACAGUCGCUUCCAAUCGCGUGUGUUUUGCAUCCGUUUUGCAGGUUGGCCAGAUGGGACAGUUGCUGUACAAACGGCUGCACGGUGAUGAGGCAGAUUUGCUCGCGAAAAUGGUUCGUAUUCGGUCCCGUACUCCCUUGUGUCGGUCAUUGUUACGGUGACACGGUGUCACGUUGCAAUAUGAUGGAGCGUGUGCUGUGUGCUUUCAGAUCUAAUCAGUCGAUAAAUAAGUAACAGAGCAAAUGGAGUAGCUUUGCUACAAAAAAUGACGAAUGAAGAAUACAGAGCGUAUGACUUAGACGAGGCUUACUGAUGGUGCAUUUCUGACAAGGGGCUCCAUUUGUACUUUUCUAUUUGUUUUUUUGUUGUUUUCUUUCUGAUUGACUCAUAUUAUUUUUUUGCAGUUAGAAAACUUUUCGCUCCUGCUUCAACACACUCCAAUGUCCUUUUCACUUGGUGGUUUCUUCGAUAUGGAUUUUGUGCUGCUGAAGGAGAUCGCAGCCGCUAUUACAACGUACAUGGUAAUUUUCAUACAAUUCAUGCCCAAGGAGGAUACGCCAACAGACGCAACCACUGCAAG
This is a messenger RNA of Anopheles coluzzii, 2787 nucleotides long. RefSeq lists its product as uncharacterized. Lineage: Eukaryota; Metazoa; Arthropoda; Insecta; Diptera; Culicidae. The transcript is spliced from 2 exons. Gene Ontology annotation, cellular component: membrane. Gene Ontology annotation, biological process: sensory perception of taste. The record is from RefSeq and is a predicted model, not a curated record. Bases 717 to 2441 code for a protein of 574 amino acids.